Molecule: messenger RNA, 804 nt
Organism: Stylonychia lemnae
Lineage: Eukaryota; Ciliophora; Spirotrichea; Sporadotrichida; Oxytrichidae
Source: the annotation of a GenBank genome assembly
AUGGGUAACAUCAUAAAUUGCUGCAACACUGCAGUGAGUCAACCAUCUUAGCUCUGGAGUGCACUCUCGGAAGAAUAGAGUCAACUAUUUCUCAAUCAAUAUGAAAAGCAGCAUCAAAUCAAUUUGGUAAAUCAAUUAAGUAUUGUGAAUCAUGCAGAAAACUUACUGAAUGCAAGCAAUGAUAGCACUAAAUAUGAAGGUCGCAUUGAUACAAGUAGCUCAUUAUAAUCUUGGACUAGAGAAACAAGCUCGCGAAUAAUUUAGAAAGAUAGAUUCGAGAGUUCUAUCAAUGUUUUUAGUGGCUAACUAGCUGAUUCAUCGAAGAGAGUGCAGUGGGACAGGCUAUACCAAGAGUUCAAUCCUUUGAAUACUUUUGGAUAGACACCUUUUGAGCAUUAUGAAGCAAUAACUAGAUAAAUAUCUGGAAUCAUUAACCCUAGAAAAACUCUGCUGAAGUCAUUGCAAAUGAAUACAUAACAAGGAAUUUACUACAAUUUUAUGAGUUCCAUCAAUGAAAAUACUCAGAGUCUGGACUAGUUGAGGUUAAAUAGAGGAUAAAGUAGCAUUACCUCGCGUCAUAGUAGACAAAACUCUGGAUAACUCAAACCCUAAAACAAAGACUAUUUCAAAGAGGAAAAUAGCACUCAAUCUCAAGAAAGCUCUAUUGCUAUGACGACCACUAAUUUCAAGAAGCAAUACACUAAUAAACAAGAAAAAAGGCCAUUAAAAGAUAUCUUUGUAGUAGAUUUCUCAUUUAUCAAACUAAAGGUAAUUUGUAAAAUGAUAAUGAGACAAAUAGGUUGA